Molecule: messenger RNA, 1149 nt
Organism: Sphenostylis stenocarpa
Lineage: Eukaryota; Viridiplantae; Streptophyta; Magnoliopsida; Fabales; Fabaceae
Source: the annotation of a GenBank genome assembly
AUGGCUAAAGAAGGACCCAACUGGGAUGGGUUGCUCAAAUGGAGCAUUGCUAACUCCGAUGGAACUCGCCCCACUCGCAAUUUGAGUGAGGAGGAUCGGAAAUGGUUUAUGGAAGCAAUGCAAGCACAGACCAUUGAUGUUGUAAAACGUAUGAAAGAGAUCACACUUGUGAUGCAAACUCCAGAACAAGUCUUGAAAGACCAAGGAAUCACCCCUGCAGACAUUGAAGAUAUGUUGGAUGAGUUGCAAGAGCACGUUGAGUCGAUUGACAUGGCCAAUGAUCUCCACUCCAUUGGCGGGUUGGUUCCUCUUCUUGGUUACCUGAAGAAUUCUCAUGCUAAUAUUCGAGCAAAGGCUGCUGAUGUGGUGACUACAAUAGUCCAGAAUAAUCCUCGAAGUCAGCAACUUGUUAUGGAGGCAAAUGGCUUCGAGCCUCUUGUUUCUAAUUUCAGUUCAGAUCCUGAUGUCACUGUUAGAACUAAAGCGUUGGGUGCAAUAUCUUCACUUAUUCGACACAACAAACCUGGUAUCACUGCGUUUCGCUUAGCAAAUGGUUAUGCAGCCUUGAAAGAUGCACUAACCUCUGAGAAUGUGCGAUUUCAAAGGAAAGCACUCAACUUGAUCCAUUACCUGUUGCAUGAAAAUAAUUCAGACUGCAACAUUGUGAACGAGCUUGGAUUUCCUCGAAUGUUUAUGCACCUUGCCUCAAGUGAAGAUGCAGAUGUCAGAGAAGCUGCCCUCCGGAGUCUUCUCGAGGUUGCUCGCAAUUCAAAAGAAACAGAGGAAGACAGUGAGAAAAUGAAGCAACUUCUUCAAGAAAGAAUAAACAGUAUCAGUUUAAUGUCAGCUGAGGACCUUGGUGUAGUAAGGGAGGAGAGGCAGCUUGUGGACUCCCUGUGGAGUACUUGCUUCAACGAGCCUUCUUCUCUUAGAGAGAAAGGUCUGCUUGUGCUUCCCGGGGAAGAUGCACCCCCUCCAGAUGUUGCUAGCAAAUUUUUUGAGCCUCCUCUUAGAUCUUCUGUGAAUCCAUCUUCCAAGAAUGUCUCAAACAAUGAUAAGAAAGAGACCCCUUUGCUUCUAGGGCCAGGUCCUUCAUCUGCAGACACUAGCAAUCCAGUUAGUUCUAAUAGGGAAGGAGAUGCUAGAUGA